Molecule: messenger RNA, 1115 nt
Organism: Tuber aestivum (summer truffle)
Lineage: Eukaryota; Fungi; Ascomycota; Pezizomycetes; Pezizales; Tuberaceae
Source: the annotation of a GenBank genome assembly
AUGCCUGCCUCCCCUGCUUGUGACUCUCUCAUAAUUCCUGUUGGUGCCGACGCCUAUAAUUCCUUUGAGGACCCCUCUGCUAUCUCGGGGCCCUCAACCACUACCGCGGAGUCCUCCAAUCCAUACGACAAGUUAAUAACUGCUUGCAAAAAUGCGGUUCGUGCACCACUGCCUCUGUGUAACUCCAAUUUACGUUAAACAAGCAAGCUAAAGCAAAUCCAAAUAUAUAGAUGGAAAUGAGCAGAGCCUAUGAAGUACUCGUACACCGCAGCAGCCGCAAUAGGCAACAGGCAGGGAAGAUGCUUUCCGAGGAUUUCAGGGGAAUGAUUGCCGACAAGACUCUGCGGGAAUUGGAGUAUGCUCGCGGGAACGCCAUUACCGAACCCACCGGACAACCACUGCGUGAUCCUCUGGAGAUCGACCCAAGGGUUUGUCUGACAUUGUGGGUUCACCCGACAAAAAAGAUCAAGGAUCGUCAGGACAAUCCAAGAUAGAUUGGUUGAUCUCGCACCAGGUAUCUCCCUUAAAUUUAUACCAGGAACGGAACAGAUGAAUAACCGUAUACAUCAUUAGACUUCUGGUGCAUGCCGAGGGAGAAGCUGCACAUGACGGCCUUGGAAAUUUCCCACUCGAAGACACAGGAGUUUAUAGACACCUACGUCGAUAUCCUCGUCCCACAGCUUCCGGAGAUCCUCUCUCUACAGACUAGAAACCGCACUGUCCUUGUAGAGCCCAUGGUCUCUUUUGACGCCGUAGGGAUUGCAAUCUCGUUCGUUCCGGCGGAGGCCUGCAACUACUCCUAUCACCACCUGCGCCGUGAUCUGUAUAGCAUGGUUGCAGCGACGGGAGUAGAGAUAACCAGCCGGUAUGCGCUCCCAUCUGCCCACAUUACUAUCGGCCGCUUUACUACCGCCGGAAACCACCACCCGACGGAGGGCGGCGUCCCGAUCAAGAAAUGGCUGGAGAGAAUCGGCGAGAUCAAUAAAUGGUUGGAGAAGGUGCAGGUUAAGUGGACCCUCGGCGAAGAGGUUGGGAUGGUUUGUCAAGCUGGGAGAUUGUGGUAUGGGGAUGGGGAGACGGUAAUGAUGGGGGAGGGGUUUUAUCCUGGAUCAUAG